CAGAGCGGGCGUCCGCUUGUCUGUCUGUCUGCCCGCAGGAUGACGGAGCGGCCGCCGAGCGAGGCGGCCCGCAGUGACCCCCCGCUAGAGGGACGGGACGCGGCCGAGGCCCGCAUGGCCCCUCCGCACCUGGUCCUGCUGAACGGCGUCGCCAAGGAGACGAGCCGCGCGGCCCCCGCGGAGCCCCCGGUCAUCGAGCUCGGCGCGCGCGGCGGUCCGGGGGGCGGCCCCGCCGGUGGGGGCGGCGCCGCGCGGGACUUAAAGGGCCGCGACGCGGCGGCGGCGGCCGAAGCGCGCCAUCGGGUGCCCACCACCGAGCUGUGCAGACCUCCGGGGCCCGCGCCCGCCUCGGCCCCCGCGGAGCUGCCCGGCGACGGCCGCAUGGUGCAGCUGAGCCCACCCGCGCUGGCGGCCCCAGCCGCCCCCGGUCGCGCGCUGCUCUACAGCCUCAGCCAGCCGCUGGCCUCGCUCGGCAGUGGGUUCUUUGGGGAGCCAGAUGCCUUCCCUAUGUUCGCCACCAACAACCGAGUGAAGAGGAGGCCCUCCCCUUAUGAGAUGGAGAUUACUGAUGGUCCUCACACCAAAGUCGUGCGACGCAUCUUCACCAACAGCCGAGAAAGAUGGCGGCAGCAGAAUGUGAACGGGGCCUUUGCUGAGCUCCGCAAGCUGAUCCCCACACAUCCCCCAGACAAGAAGCUCAGCAAGAAUGAGAUCCUCCGCUUGGCCAUGAAGUACAUCAACUUCCUGGCCAAGCUGCUCAAUGACCAGGAGGAGGAGGGUACCCAACGGGCCAAGCCUGGCAAGGACCCCGUGGUGGGGGCUGGUGGAGGAGGCGGUGGGGGAGGGGGCGGUGCACCUGCAGACGACCUGCUGCAGGACGUGCUCUCCCCCAACUCCAGCUGUGGCAGCUCUCUGGAUGGGGCCGCCAGCCCGGACAGCUACACAGAAGAGCCGGCACCCAAGCACACGGCCCGCAGCCUCCAUCCUGCCAUGCUGCCAGCCGCUGAUGGAGCAGGUCCUCGGUGAUGGGGCCAGGGCCACUCAGGACCGGCCAGGAGGGCAGCCUCAGGCUGCUGGGACCGUGGGCUUCGGGGCAGGUGGGGUGAGGAUUGGGCAGCUCUGAAGCAGGGCAGUGGACUUGAUGAGCCUUCCUUGAUGUCUGAACUUUGGGAAGUCUUAACUGCCCCAGCUGGCUUUCCUGUUUCCUGACUCAGUGGUAGAACAGAAAAAUGGAGCAAAGUGGUAGGUACUUUUUAUGAAGACGGCACGGUCUUCCCCUCCCCCAAAUCCCUAAGACUUUAAAGUAAAGAGCUCAACUGGCACUGCUUUUGGCCUGGAGCUUGGGACCCCCGUCUUUGCUGAGACUUGGGGUUGUCGGCUCUCCC
Puma concolor (puma) is the source of this 1385-nucleotide messenger RNA. NCBI's taxonomy places the organism in Eukaryota, Metazoa, Chordata, Mammalia, Carnivora, Felidae. The record is from RefSeq and is a predicted model, not a curated record.